Messenger RNA from Folsomia candida, 1470 nucleotides. RefSeq lists its product as uncharacterized. NCBI's taxonomy places the organism in Eukaryota, Metazoa, Arthropoda, Collembola, Entomobryomorpha, Isotomidae. The transcript is spliced from 7 exons. Gene Ontology annotation, molecular function: protein binding. Bases 158 to 1276 code for a protein of 372 amino acids. The record is from RefSeq and is a predicted model, not a curated record.
GACGAGUCUUGUUUUCAACAUUUUUUGACAAGUCGCUUCUACCCAAAGCGACUUAUCGAAAAGAACGAACUUUAUGAGAUUGUAGCAAAUUUAUUUACAUCGCAAUUUCUGAAUUCACAGGAAAUAAUUCGCACAUAAGGUCACAUUGGACCUCAAGAUGGCAACAUCAAGCCAAUCCUGCUCUAGGCAAUCCGGAGUUAAAUGUCCAUCUUGUGAAGAGGAGGUAGCUACGGAGGAAGUUCACGAAUUAGUGUGGAGUAUUAGCAGGAACGAGAUCCUCUACGCCGAAGAGCCUUCUGAUCAGCAAACGGCCUACUUAUCCUUCACAAUUGGACAAACUAUGGAUGCGAUCUCAAGGUGGAAGUUUUUUAUACUCAUGGACGACGAGACGGAUGCUAUUGACCUUUUCUUCAGACUGGAGGAGUACCCAGGUUUUGAAGGGCUGGUCGGGGUGGAGGUAUCAUUGGAUAAGUUGUCGAGAUCGCCGGAAAAGUGGGAGUUUAAGUUGGCUCGUCACACUUUCACCUCAGCAGAUGUCAAGAACGCUGCCCCGACCAAGUGUGUCUUCUACGAGUACAGAUUAUCGGAAUAUUCUACGUGGGUAAAGAAGGGCACUAAAUCUUACACCCUGAACAAGAUUGCUGAGAAGAGUGGUGACGAAGAUCUUAUGCAAGUUCGCAUCCGAUUCAAACUAUUCGACACCAAAGGGAUUGCGAACCUCAGAAAGCAAUCUGAUCUCCUCGUCAUGCCAGAGCGCGUCGCGUGGGGCGAAAUCCACAAGAAGGGAAUGUUCGCCAUGCUGCAGGAAGGGGCUGCUUCUACGAUCACCCUAAGGGCGAAAAAUGGGAAAGAAUUCGUGGUCAACAAGGCCAUCCUCGCAGCUCAUAGCCCUGUAUUUGCCGCCAUGUUUUCCACGGACAUGAAGGAGAAGAAGGAUGGCGUCGUCGCCAUUGACGACAUCGGGGAGGGUGGAUUAAAGAUGUUUCUCUUGUAUUUGUUCACUGGCGAAGUCGAUAAUAAUUGGGGCGAUCAUUACGAUGAAGUAAUCAAUGCCGCCGACAAGUACGGAGUAACAUUACUGAAGGAAACUUGUGACAAGUUGCUUCCGAGGUUGGUGACAUGGGAAAAUUGCGUCGAGUUAUUGCACGUUGCCCGAUUGUAUACCUUGUCGACAGCGAUUGAGAGGAUUGAAAAGUUUAUGAGAAGUGAUCCGAAGAAAUUAGUUGAGAUAGCAAUGGGGUCAGAGGCUGGGAAGAUGAGUCGAAGCAAUUUCUAAAUUGAUUAUUAUUUUAUAUAAGUAGUACUUCUCUUAUGAUUUAUGAUCCGGCAUAAUACUGUACAUUUCUGGCUGUCUGUACUAACUAAAUAGGAUAACACGAAACACUUCUCCCCAUAAGAAAUUCCCAACUUUACCGAGCCAAGAAAAGAGAAAGCUUUCUUUGUUCUUCUUCUUUGUGUCUUGUUCCAGCA